Astrephomene gubernaculifera is the source of this 704-nucleotide messenger RNA. The record is from the annotation of a GenBank genome assembly. Lineage: Eukaryota; Viridiplantae; Chlorophyta; Chlorophyceae; Chlamydomonadales; Astrephomenaceae.
GGCACGGGGGUCGCGACGCGCUGGGUGGUGGCGGUGGCGGAGGCGGUAUGGGCGGCGGCGGCGGAGUGUUGGGCGACUUGGGUCACAUGCCCAGUCCGCCUCGGCGGGAGGCGCGGGAGAAGGAGCUGAAGGAGGCGUUUGUGCAGCUGGGGGAUGCGAAUGAGGUCCUCAACACCCGCGCGGUGGAGGUGAUGAAGCGCAUGAGCGACAAGCUGAUGGGGCGGGACUACGCACCCGAGCUGGCAGCGGGAGGAGGCGGAGGAGGAGGCGGCCUGCAGGAGGCUGACAGUGUGGCAGCGCAGGUGCAGCGGCUGAUUCACAUGGCGGUGAACCACGAGAACCUGUGCCAGUCGUACAUUGGGUGGUGCCCGUUCUGGUAGAGUAGGGGGUGAAAUGGUCUGAACCGUGAAGCGACUGGAGUUGCUGGGGUGGGAGCUAAGGAGCUCAAAAAAGAUAAGAACCACAUGUUAGGGCACAGCUAAUGGGAUAGAGUGAAGCAGUUUGUCACGAAACAAAAGGGGGAGGUGGUGAGGAUAAGGGAGGAGGAGGGAGUGUAGCUUGGCAGGUCUGGCCGCGUGGAGGAGGUGUCUGUGUGUGUGCUGGUAAACUGUGGGAAUGGGGUCGUGCGAGAGGAAGUGGUGGCUUGGGGUCUGAUGGGGCAUGGUACGGUACCCGGGCUUGGGUCGGGGGACAGGGGACAGGGG